GGUCGCUUCCGAGAAGCGGGGACCUUCGACUUAUCUGGCUCGCAAUGAGGGAUCGAUAGGAGGCCGCAGGACGCGGACAGCGAAGGAGAAGCCGCGCGGCCAGGACUCGGCGGUGAUAUUUCCUGCGAACCAAGUGCCAAGGUGGUAACGCGGAACGAGAAAACGAGACGACGCGGGGAUGCCGCCGAAGGGAGGGGACAAGACGGCGCGGAAUCGAAGGGCGGCGCCUGUGAGGAGCAAGGUGUUUACCAUUCCGGCCAAAAAUAAAGUACAAAGGCCGAACUCCCUCUUGGCCCGGCAUAACUGGCAACAAAAACCAGAAUCACCGUCCGUGCAUUCCGCAUCCAGCAUUGGCGCGCUCCGACUCCGACAGGUUGCUGUACGUGAUUAUGCAUAUGACUUUUGCAACAUUAUUAUUGAAGGAGGCGAAAAAAAGUAUUAUGCAGCCUAUGCGAUACAUUCGAGAAUAUCAAUGAACCAAACCUCUACGAACAGUAUCUCUGAAAACAGUACUAUUGAAAAUACAGAAAAGAUUUUUGCCGAAGGAAACUUUUAAUCAGCAUCACCUAAACUACAAUAUUUUCAUAAUCUCAGCCAAUUUGACCGAAGCCACUUUUUUCCUAUAAAAUGUGCGGGGUCCUUUUAAUAAGGAAUUAUAUCACACCGGCUACAACAUCGAUGACGCUCCAUUUGUUUGGCUAUCUGGGUAGUUGAUUGGAGGCAAGAUUAUCGUACUACCUAAACGGCUAAUCUGAUCGAAUUCUAAGUGAGCUCAAUGGAUUCCUUGGGGUUGACUUACAUAACAAAACUGUCUUUACUUUUGUCCUACGUGCACUGUAAGUCGAAAUAUUUUAGUUCAAAGUACGAAAUCGUGAAAAACUAUCACGUCCGAAAUUCGUCGUCAAAAUGUCCAGUUCCAUCAGACCUGUAUAGGUGGCGACUGUGAACACGCUUGUCGCUCAGCUGAGCCCGCGAACAUGUCGAUUGAUGCUUAACCUAAUUUUUCUUGACAGUUGGAUGUCGCUUAUCUUAUGUGUAUUCUACAUGUAUUCAUACGUUAAUUGCAAAAAGUAUGAGUUAUAUUUAUUAUUAUUA
Molecule: messenger RNA, 1095 nt
Organism: Harpegnathos saltator (Jerdon's jumping ant)
Lineage: Eukaryota; Metazoa; Arthropoda; Insecta; Hymenoptera; Formicidae
Exons: 6
Coding region: 179-556 (125 amino acids)
Source: RefSeq, a predicted model, not a curated record